UUCCGCGGCCGGGUUGGUUCUUGGUGUCUGCGUGAGGGACAUUGGUUGACUUUGUGCUCUGUUUAGCCGGGGUAGUUGCCUUAGCUCAUUCAUUUUGACAGGAAAAGAGAACGUCAACGCGAUGGAGGCUCUUAUUCCUGUCAUUAACAAACUCCAGGAUGUGUUUAACACGGUCGGGGCAGAUAUCAUUCAGUUGCCGCAGAUCGCAGUGGUGGGAACGCAGAGCAGCGGGAAGAGUUCAGUGCUGGAGAGCUUGGUUGGCAGAGAUCUCUUGCCCCGUGGGACGGGCAUUGUCACCCGCAGACCUCUCAUCCUUCAGUUGGUGCACGUAGACCCGGGCGACAGAAGAAAGACGGGCGACGAAAAUGGAGUGGAUGAAGAAGAGUGGGGGAAAUUUCUACACAGCAAAAACAAGAUCUACACAGAUUUUGAGGAAAUCAGGCAAGAGAUCGUAACUGAAACCGAAAGAAUUUCUGGUAAUAAUAAGGGGAUCAGUGAUGAACCCAUACACCUGAAAAUCUUCUCGCCACAUGUUGUCAACCUCACACUGGUGGACCUGCCUGGCAUCACUAAGGUCCCAGUAGGAGACCAGCCAAAAGACAUUGAACUUCAGAUUCGAGAGCUGAUCCUUAAAUACAUCAGCAACCCCAACAGCAUCAUCUUAGCUGUCACCGCGGCGAACACAGACAUGGCCACGUCUGAAGCUUUGAAGGUCGCCCGCGAAGUGGAUCCAGAUGGUCGCAGAACGCUAGCUGUGGUGACUAAACUGGAUCUGAUGGAUGCUGGUACCGAUGCGAUGGAUGUGCUCAUGGGCAGAGUCAUUCCUGUCAAACUUGGAUUGAUCGGAGUGGUCAACAGGAGUCAGCUGGACAUCAAUAACAAAAAAAGUGUGGCCGACUCCAUCCGUGAUGAGUAUGCCUUCCUGCAGAAGAAAUAUCCAUCGCUCGCCAACAGAAACGGAACCAAAUAUCUUGCACGAACUUUAAAUAGGUUGUUGAUGCACCACAUUAGGGACUGUCUGCCAGAGCUUAAGACACGUAUCAACAUUCUAGCUGCCCAGUAUCAGUCUCUGCUCGGCAGCUAUGGGGAGCCGGUUGACGACAAGAGCUCCACCUUGCUGCAGCUCAUCACCAAGUUUGCCACAGAGUACUGCCACACUAUUGAAGGAACGGCCAAAUACAUUGAGACGGCUGAACUGUGCGGUGGUGCAAGAAUAUGUUACAUUUUUCACGAGACGUUUGGUAGGACACUGGAAUCAGUCGACCCUCUGGGGGGACUUACAACUAUCGAUGUGCUUACAGCUAUCAGGAAUGCCACGGGUCCUCGUCCGGCACUGUUUGUCCCUGAGAUCUCAUUCGAGCUCUUGGUGAAAAGACAGGUGAAGCGUUUGGAGGAACCCAGCCUGCGGUGUGUGGAGCUGGUGCAUGAGGAGAUGCAGAGGAUCAUUCAGCACUGUAGUAACUACAGCACCCAGGAGUUGCUUAGGUUUCCAAAGCUCCAUGAUGCUAUAGUUGAAGUGGUCACCUCUCUACUUAGGAAGAGGCUGCCGGUCACCAAUGAGAUGGUUCACAACUUGGUAGCGAUCGAGUUGGCUUACAUCAAUACCAAACACCCAGACUUUGCAGAUGCUUGCGGACUCAUGAACAACAACAUUGAGGAGCAGAGGCGUAACAGAAUGAGAGACAUGCCCUCAGCUGUGCCGCGUGAUAAGUCCUUAAAAGGUCCUGGUGGGCACUUAGUGUCGCUUAGCGAGCAGCUCCCUGUUGAGGGCGAGGGCCCUAAGGGGGAGCAGGACGGAGGAACGGGGAACUGGCGCGGCAUGCUGAAGAAAGGCGAGGAAGGACAGGGAGACGACAAAACCAAACCGCAGAGCUCCAUUCCCCCGAGCCCUCAGAGAGGAUAUGCAGUGAACUUACUUGACGUGCCAGUGCCGGUUGCCAGGAAACUGUCUGCUCGUGAGCAGCGGGACUGUGAGGUCAUCGAGAGGCUUAUCAAAUCCUAUUUUCUCAUUGUCCGCAAAAAUAUCCAGGACAGUGUACCAAAGGCUGUGAUGCAUUUCCUGGUGAACCAUGUGAAGGACAGCUUACAGAGCGAGCUGGUGGGACAGCUGUAUAAACCCCUCCUGCUGGACGACCUCCUCACCGAGUCAGAGGAUAUGGCCCAGCGCCGCAAUGAAGCUGCAGAUAUGUUGAAGGCCUUACAGAAAGCCAGUCAGGUGAUCGCUGAGAUCCGAGAAACACACCUGUGGUGAAGUCCCACCAGGAUGUACAGGCCCCUCCCACUUUCACUCAAGCCCUGCGGUCUGCGCCGGCCGUUCCUGUCUGGAUCUGCCAGAUAGCCAACUUGAAAAAUGCACUGCUGUCAAUUUGUGUGUAACGAAUAUAGUUUUAUUUUGAACGCAAGGGACUUCUUCAGCUACAUUGAGAGCAGCACAUAUCACGUCACAUCUGCGCACCAUCCCAUUGUCUUUCAUGUAUGUAUCUCCAGAUAAUGUGUUUGGCCUGUUAAAGGACCAUGUCUCUGAUGUAGCCUAAAUUAAAGGUAGUGAUAUAAACAACA
Molecule: messenger RNA, 2559 nt
Organism: Triplophysa dalaica
Lineage: Eukaryota; Metazoa; Chordata; Actinopteri; Cypriniformes; Nemacheilidae
Gene: dnm1l
Product: dynamin 1-like
Exons: 19
Coding region: 122-2251 (709 amino acids)
Biological process (GO): mitochondrial fragmentation involved in apoptotic process; mitochondrial fission
Cellular component (GO): membrane; cytoplasm; microtubule
Molecular function (GO): GTP binding; microtubule binding; GTPase activity
Source: RefSeq, a predicted model, not a curated record